Zingiber officinale is the source of this 1594-nucleotide messenger RNA. Its product is annotated as mitochondrial substrate carrier family protein B-like. The coding region runs from base 198 to 1262 and encodes 354 amino acids. Gene Ontology annotation, biological process: transmembrane transport. The transcript is spliced from 7 exons. NCBI's taxonomy places the organism in Eukaryota, Viridiplantae, Streptophyta, Magnoliopsida, Zingiberales, Zingiberaceae. The record is from RefSeq and is a predicted model, not a curated record.
GCGAGAAAAGGCGAAGAAGAAUACGAACAUACUCGAGAAAAUUGAUUAGAUUUCGGCGUUGCGGCAGAGGCGACGACGUGAGCGAGGGUUUCCCGUUUAGGGUUUCGAAUCUCGUUUCCAGGCGAGGUUGUCGAUGCACGCCGGAGCUUUCCGGCUUCGCUCUAGGGGUUCGAGGCGCGCACGCGAGGUGGGGGGAGAUGCAUACGGACGCGCGGGUGGGGGUUGUGGUGGAGGACAGCAGACAGAGAGCUCUCUCGUCUGGCCACGGAGGUGGUGGUGUUGGUGAUGGGAAGCAAAUGUACUCCACGCAGCAGAAGAGCCAAACACCGAAGCAGCGCUUGCAGCACCAGCCGCAGAUCGGAACGGCGGAGCACCUUAUAGCUGGUGGCGUCGCUGGUGCUGUCAGCAAGACGUGUACGGCUCCUCUUGCUCGCCUUACUAUUCUUUUCCAGGUCCAAGGAAUGCACGCUGAUGUAGCCACUCUGAAGAAUGCAAGCAUAUGGAGGGAGGCUUCUCGAAUUGUUUCUGAAGAAGGUCUUCGAGCAUUUUGGAAAGGGAAUUUGGUGACAAUUGCUCACCGUUUACCAUAUUCUUCUCUAAAUUUUUAUACUUAUGAGCGAUACAAGGGUUUGUUGCAAAUGAUUCCUGGGUUAGAUAAGCGUAGAGAUAAUGUUGCUGCAGAUGUUUGUGUAAGAUUGUUUGCUGGUGGUUUGGCUGGAAUAACAGCUGCGUCAGCUACAUAUCCAUUGGAUCUUGUGAGGACACGUCUUGCAGCUCAGACGCGUACUAUGUAUUACAGGGGCAUGUCACAUGCUUUGUAUACAAUCUGCAGAGAUGAGGGCAUGCGAGGCUUAUACAAGGGAAUUGGAGCAACAUUAUUGGGUGUUGGACCUAGCAUAGCAAUUAGCUUUUCAGUUUAUGAAACUUUGAGAUCCUGCUGGCAAGUUGAAAGGCCACAUGAUUCUCCUGUAUUGGUUAGCUUGGCUUGUGGAAGUCUUUCUGGUAUAGCGUCAUCUACAGCAACAUUUCCGCUGGAUCUUGUGAGACGGAGAAUGCAGUUGGAAGGGGCAGGUGGAAGGGCACAUGUUUAUACUUCUGGCUUGAUUGGGACAUUCAGGCAUAUAGUUCGGAUCGAAGGAAUUCGAGGUUUAUAUCGAGGUAUCCUGCCUGAGUACUUCAAAGUUGUACCCAGUGUAGGAAUUGUUUUCAUGACCUAUGAAACUUUGAAAAUGAUCUUGUCAAGGAGAUCAACAGCUGAAUAAUGCACUGAACAUUGCCAUAUGCCUGUGGCACUGAUGCUACUGACUCAUUUUUUCAGUUCCAUUGGUACAAGAUAAAAUAGUUUUCAUCACAAAGGCAUCACAUGAUGGUGAGUUUUGCUGUUGACGCCAUGAAGGUUUUUGAUGUACAUAUAUUAUUUUUUUGUUCAAGUGCAAGUACAAGUCAGGUUACUGAUUACAGUUUCAUGGGUUUUCAUAAGCCUUGGUACCAUGCAGAACGGCUUAUAAAGAAAUGGAGUUCUCCUCUUUAUUUGUUGAUAUGUACAAUUUUGAUUCAUCAAUUGCACUGAGUAAUCAGGCAACGUUCUCCGUCC